AUGGCUUACAAUGGCAACGGCUGGGUGGACCCUUCGGUUGACGCUGUCGGCGAUGCGGGACGACAGUAUGUCCCGUACCGGCCUCCGCCCUUAGACGCGCCGCAGCAACCACUCCCCGGCCCGUUGCCUUCUGCCGUGGCCGGCAUAGCCCUAAAAGGGAGCAUGUCCCCAGCCCCGCUACGUGUUCAACGAAAACCUGUUGGAGUCUCAGGUAUCCCCGGGGUGCCAAUUGUACCUGGACAGGAUCUUAGAACGGGUCCUCUUUCACCCCCAACUCCAGUGUCAACUCCUCAGACGGCAAACAUACACGGUGGGUACCGGCCGUACCAAGCUGCUACUACAUUAUCUACCCCUCAGGCACACAGUUUUGAGAUUCCCGGUCUGCCAACGCUACCUGCUCAGGAAAUGGAAUCUCCGCAAGCCGGCCCGGGGCUAUACUAUCAGCAGCCAAGUCAAGCGUUUGUGGCCGAACUUGCUGGCUCCGAGCCCUUAGAGCAGCCGCUCAAUCGCCAGAUGAUUGCCGCGACCCCGGCAACUUCGGACAUCCAAGCUGCAGAAUCUGCCUCCCAUUCAAACGUCGAGCUAGACGUUCGAAGUCAGCCUUCAACGGUCGGGCCUACAGUGGCAGUACCGGUACCGAUUCAGGAUACAUCAUUGGACCAGUCGAAAGCCGGGCAAUACGAUGACGGAUUGAUUCCCGUGGAAAAGUCUGGCCCCCCAGAUCAUGAGGGUCUCAUACCGCACCAUCCUGCCCCGCUACCCCCACCCAAGCUUGCUUUGGACGAAGCAUCGUCAACUCAGUAUCCAAGCCCGACCGUGACUCCCCCAACGGAUCAAUCGCAAAAUUACCGGUCUCCUACCAGCCCCAGUCCUCAACAGUUAAUUCCAAUGGACCACCCUUCACCGGCACCAAGCUCAUAUUCCCAACCCCAAUCUCUUUCGUCAAGUUCCAACGCCACCUCAGUUCCACCACCUUCCGUCUCAGCAGCACCCCCGAUAAUCUACCCUAGCCAUCUUCACCACGCCGCCAGCUUUCCCGUACCUGGGCCACAGAGAACAUCCAUCCAACGCCAAGACUGCCCGACGGCGACGACUAUGGCCACCACGACCGCAACAUCAAUGGCUACAGGGCCAGCACUUGUCCGACCCCAAAGCCCUGCGUUGUACACACCCGCGGCCUUCCCAGCUCGGCCACAGACCUUCCCCAUCCAGGGAUCACAGGUCACCCCUAGCACAACUCACCCGCUUCCUCCUUCAGCUAUUCCCUCGACACCGUCUCAGUACACUCCUCAGUCGUUCCCCCAACCGCCUACACCAAAGCCGAGCAAGUAUUCCGGGGCUAGCAACAGUCUCAGCGGCUUCACAAACUCUGUUUUCAGCAAGGACACGGUAAAAUGGAGCAAGAAGACGGCAAGCAGGUUCGGGGGGGCUAUCAAGAAUGCAGCGACCACGGCCCAUGCUGCCGCUACCAAUGCCCAGGUGGCUGCUGCACAAGCUGCCGCGCUGCAUCGGCAAAAGUCACAAAUGAAGGCAGCAGCAGCAGCAAACAGUGCAGCCGUAGCCCAAGGCCAACCGCAACAAGCUCCUUCACAGCAAAUACAUCUCCAGCAAACCCCUCAGCCACAAGUUCAGCCCCAGGGUCAGGCAGCCAGCCUCUCACAGCCCAGCAUGGGGUUUACGGUUCAGCCCGGCCCUGUUUAUGCACAAAUUUCUCAGAAUAAUACGGGACAAAUUCCCUACUGGGCCCAGCCCCCUCAAGCAGGGACAAAUUCCGGGCAGGUCAUGCCACACGCUCCGCCUCAAAGCUCACUGCAGGGCUACCGCUUUCCCGCCGGGCCGACCGGUGUCCCAGUCCAGGCUCAUCCAGCAACAUAUCCACAGCUGCAACCGGUGCCAGGUUUCCCGAACCAGGAAUUGCAAGGCGCGUACCCUGGCACCCCAACGCCUGAUCCUCCGCAACAGCCUAGUCCACAACCACAAGCCCCUAUUACCAGUGUGCCGCUGGAGGCUUCUGUAGACGCAUUACCCAUUACUCAGGGGCAAUCCAGUCGGUCAUCGCCUUCUACAGCCAACGCCGUUUCAGUAACCCCGGGCACAUCGAAUCUGUCUUUGUCGGAAGCGACGGGCACCCAGGAUGGAGAAACAGUCGCCCCACAGCCUUCAUCGAGCUCAUCGUCCUUGGCAGAGCCUCAGAACGCGACGGAACAGCCAGCGACGGACGUGACGGGGAGCCCUACCUGCCAAGAAUCCCUUGAACCAGAAAUACCCGCCACGUCUGCUUUAUCAAUCAACCAGAUCUCAUCUCCUAGGGCUGUGACUGAGGAGUUUGAGAGGGCAGCGCUUGACGAGAAUCGGCAAGCGGCACCACAAGCUGGUCUUCACCAACCAACAGGAGCACCAUCACCACAGCCGCAACCUUCAUCACCCCCUCCCAAUGGGGGAUCUUACGGAGCUCCAAUAGGCCAGAUCGCUCCGUCGAACGUACAGGUUUCUCCUCCUCAAACUGGGCCUCCUGUUCACCCAGGUCUUACUGGGCCUAGCACGCCCGCAGCAGCAACCGUUCAACAGACGUAUCCAAUCAACUCUCCGUUACAGCACCAGCAAUGGGGCCCGCCAACUCUGGUUCCCAGUCCUCACGCCCCAGGGGCCGGGGUUCCCCAGGCUCCAGCUCAGGGUGCUGUCGCUACAUAUCCUGUCCAGCACAUGUGGAAUCAUGGCCAAGCUCAAAGUUGGACCCCGGCAGUAUAUGGGGGCCAGAUGCCUCACACGGGACAAAACGUAGCUCCCCAAGGCACUCCGGGGUCACCGCCACCCCAAAACAACGCUCAACAGCCGAACUACUUUGGUGUGGCUCCACAUCUAUCUCAAUAUCAGGUCCCUCAGCAGACCGGGCCGCAAAGAGCAUCUUGGAUUGCCCCGAUAGGGCAUCCUGCGCCUGUAUCAAGUACAGCCACCGCCUCAAAUCCGGUCACCACUGGGCCCACGCCUCCACAAGUUUGGCAGCCUCAACCCCAACCUCAAAUUCAGCCCCCCCACUUCCAAGCCCAGCCUCAUCUCCAACCACAAGCUGAAGUCCAGGUCCAAGUUCACGCUCAAGCUCAGACGCAAAUCCUUCAGGCUCACCCAACAGCGCAACAACGCCAAAGCUGGAUAGCUCCAGCGAAUACCUUAGCCCAACUCCCGCCAGGUCAAACGCUUGCAGCACAAGGAAACGUCCAACAACUGCCCGCAGCAUGGGCAUCGUCCGUCCAGCCACCACAAAGUUGGCCCAACCUUGCCCAGAGUAAUGGUUACUUUGUUGGCCCUUACCCGGCGACUGCACAGAUACCCCAGGGCCCAACACAGCCGACCGGCUAUCAUCCUGGUCCAGGUGCCCCAGGUACUAGUUCAGUACAGUAUGCCCUCACCCAGCCGGGAGUGUACCACGUCUCUGGGCAGAACCCGCAACUUACUCAACCACACUGGCAAUACGCACCACAGCAAUCACAGCAACCCCCGCAGCCUCCCGGUUCACCCCUACCUCUAGCCCCCCAGACUAAAGCUCCACAACGCCAAACCCAACCCACACCGUCUACAGUUCCCUUCACUCUGAUGUCGGCGGCCCUUAACAAAGCCGGACUCCCCGUCCCAAAGGGAAUCACAGGCACUCUUCUCGCGGCCGGCACAGCAGCUGCUAUCAAACACGCCACGAAAAAGGGGGCAAGCGGGGGCCACAAACCCCACGGCGGCCAUAGCGAGCACGGUGCAGCGGAAGAAACGCAGGAACCGAAGGAGCCGCAGCAGCCACAAGAUGCACAAUCUGAGGCAGUAGGUGUGGAUUCACAGGAUCCCGUUCAGGGGGGAGGAGAUCAAGUACUUGUAGAAAGUGAUAAUAGUCAGGGCUUGGUAGGAGGGGGUGGUGAUUACACUCUACAGCUUACAACUACGGACUACACAUUCAGUUCAGGGCAGGAUGUCUCCGGCGGGUUGGGGUUUGUAGACCCGUCGUCUGCGACUCUGGAUCCUUCUUUGGUGGACCCAUCCUCUUCUGGGCUGGGGCUGCUUAGUGAUGCUAAUGUCUGGGGCGAUACGGGAGGUGAGCUCACCGACGACGGCGGCUUGGGUGCCGGCGGAAUUCUGGGUGGGUUGCUGAGCAGCAGCAAUGGUUUGGCCAACCUGUUCUUGGGGUCAUCAGACGGGCAGACUGGCUGCAGCGACCUGAUUUGA
This is a messenger RNA of Dichotomopilus funicola, 4206 nucleotides long. RefSeq lists its product as uncharacterized. The transcript has a single exon. Bases 1 to 4206 code for a protein of 1401 amino acids. Lineage: Eukaryota; Fungi; Ascomycota; Sordariomycetes; Sordariales; Chaetomiaceae. The record is from RefSeq and is a predicted model, not a curated record.